Gloeophyllum trabeum ATCC 11539 is the source of this 2401-nucleotide messenger RNA. RefSeq lists its product as uncharacterized. Bases 1 to 2211 code for a protein of 736 amino acids. The record is from RefSeq and is a predicted model, not a curated record. The transcript is spliced from 3 exons. NCBI's taxonomy places the organism in Eukaryota, Fungi, Basidiomycota, Agaricomycetes, Gloeophyllales, Gloeophyllaceae.
AUGACACCGAAACCCACAGACACAGAAGAUUGGGUUGUAGCUGAUAGCGAGGGAGAAGACAUUGACAUGUCUGGCGACACGUUACUGCCUAUGACGGUCGGGCGAGCGGGACGGACAUCGAAAACCACCGCUUCGGACAUAUCUUUUGACUCGCCCCGUGAUCAACCCGCUACCUCCGCCAUCUCGUCAUUCUCAGCCAGGCAGAUUCCUCCGUCCGCGGAGCACUCAACGAUAUCGCGCUUUGAAUCUAUGAACACGGCCGCGCAUGUUUCCAAUAUUACAACACCUACGACUGCAAUUAGCUCCGCUUCUGGAUCUCGACCUCGCCCUCGCCCUGCGUACAAAGGCAAGAAGGCACUAGAGCUAGGGACGGAGGUCGGGUCGGCCUCAGUGCAAUUUGGCCAACCAUCUGAGGGCCCAUCCAAUCCUCGAUCAACCACCUCAGAUCCAGUAACAGGGAGAGACCUGAUACGACCUGCAGCCACAAGUUUCAGUGAUAGAACCCCAGCCGAUAAUUACUCUCAGGACCUCGCGGAGCGUGUCAAGAUGCGCUCGCGUAAAAAGCCAACUCCAAAUGUCUCAGACCAUCAGGGCAAUUCAAGAACUAAACCAGCCAAAUCAAAGACAGCUGCUGCUUUGCCCGACGACAUCAUCGAUCUUGCUUCGGAUUCUGAAGACGAACUGGCUUUGGUUCCAUCCAGCAAACAUGCAACUUCUGCGUCCUCUAGUAAGUCUGCCAAGCGGCCCCGAAGGGCCUCAACUCCUCUCUCUCCUAUUGCCGCGGUCUCGGAAUCCCUCCAAUCGCAGAAUACCAUCCCUCUAGCAACUACAUCCCCUUCCAUCCCUACUUCCACGCUACCUCCGUCAGACGUCCCUUCGACCGUCCCUACCGUACUUGUGUCCUCUCCUCGCUCCGACCUUAGUGGCCAGCGCAAGAGGAGACGCCUUCCGCAGAGAAGGAUAGUCGUGUGGGAUGAAGAAGACGAGGGUAACGAUCAGCCCCAGCAAGCUGCCGCUCACGACGGACCAGCUCCGGCAGACUUACCGUUGUUUCUGCCCGAACCUCCCUCUUCAAUACCACAUAAGCCUGACGGCGGAACUACUGUCCACAAGAAGUCAGCCCAGGCAAGUAUGCCGCUGUUCUUCGCAGCGCCUCCCUCCUCCAUCCCGGAAGCACCACGACCAGAAGCUUCCAAUAGGAUGGAUGCCCGAGAGCCUGACACUUCGGAGACGAGUCCUGCAGUCAAAGUGCCGGGAAAGCGGAAGCGAAAAGACCCCGAUCCCGGUGACGACGAUGGCAAGACCAAGAAACGUGGUCGGAAACAGAAAGCCGAAGGGAAGAAGUCGAAAGGAAAGAAACCCGUGCCUUCCGAAGAGGAGCUCGGCUCUGCACCGUUGAGGCAAGAGAUAGAAGCCACUUCAUCUGAUAAAUUCCAUUCCGCCACCCUGCUGGAAGGUGUCAACCCAGGUCAAUCUUCCUCGCAUUCCGAACCGGUAGACCGCGAGACUGUUCGCACAGCGGUGACUGACCCCAGACAGCAAGAUGCCUCGGAGUCUCCGACGAAACCCCACUCCAAGGCUGCGAAACGUAAGGCAACCUCAGGUAGAAAGAGCAGAGUUGUGAUAGCGGACUCGGAUGAAGAUGAAGCGGUGGACGAUGCAGGCGCGGCGCCUAACAAUGCGCAUACACCGAAUAGUGUAGCACAGGAGGACAAGGCAUCUCCAGGGCAUGCGGUGCCUCUAGUGGAGGAAAGGCCAGAUAACGCGUCUUCGAAAUUGAAGGAAAAUGCACCGCCUCCUGUGCCGGAAGACCAUCGCAGUACACCACGGCCAUCCAUCCCCAAAGCCCCCCGUCGCUCCUUCAGCAUCAAGCCUAAGUCCACGCCCAUGUCCGAGCUCAUCCGGCGCGUCAACUCCCAACCAGGCUCCCCAUUCGCCGCCUCGACAUCCUCCCCGCACCCUCUCCUCAAAGCAUCCAAGUCUGCUCUGUCUCGUAUUGCCCCACUACACCCCAAUCGCCGCACUCCACCGCCUCCUCCGCCGCGACCACCGAAGCCCAAGGAAAGGAAAUCGAAGAAGCAGCUGGAAAUGGAGGAAGAGUGGGAGAUGGAGUUGGAGGAGACGAUCGACGGGUGGUUAUGUCUUACUGAAGCUGAAAGGGAUGCAUACAGGAAGGCUAAGCGGGAUCAGGCAAUGGGUUGGGAAGAGUAGUUGGAUUGGGCUAUCGGGGGCCGUUGUCAGUGUCCUCCCCUGUAUCAUAUCUCAGGGUCUCUCAUAAGUCCUGCAUCAAGUACUAUAGCAUACAUCCCUUGACGGAUUAAUUCCCAAUGACUACUGUACCCAUUGCUUCUACUGAUCACAACAUAAGCAAUAUAUCAGAUCAAGCAAGACAUCGUACACC